Messenger RNA from Callithrix jacchus (white-tufted-ear marmoset), 1949 nucleotides. RefSeq names its product clusterin like 1 (gene CLUL1). The record is from RefSeq and is a predicted model, not a curated record. Gene Ontology annotation, cellular component: nucleus. Gene Ontology annotation, molecular function: misfolded protein binding. Lineage: Eukaryota; Metazoa; Chordata; Mammalia; Primates; Cebidae.
UCAUAAUCUCAAAAUGUUGGGUUAAUAGGAUUAAACACUGAGUCAUCAAAUUGACAGGACAGAGCUAAAUCCCUGACACAGAUGAAAGUUAAAGCAGAGAAAAACAAAGGUCCUUCCAGGAACUGGUGGCAACUUCACUGGGGAGAUAUUGCAAAUAACAGCGGGAUCAUGAAGCCGCCAUUCUUGGUGUUUACCAUGUAUCUGCUGUGGUUGAAAGAUUGUCACUGUGCACCUACUUGGAAGGACAAAGCUGCGAUCAGUGAAAACCUGAAGAGUUUUUCUGAAGUGGGGGAGAUAGAGGCAGAUGAAGAGGUGAAGAAGGCUUUGAUUGGUAUUAAGCAGAUGAAAAUCAUGAUGGAAAGAAAAGAGAAGGAACACAGAAAUCUAAUGAGCACCCUAAAGAAAUGCAGAGAAGAAAAGCAGGAGGCCCUGAAACUUCUGAAUGAAGUUCAAGAACACCUAGAGGAAGAAGAAAAGCUAUGCCAGGUGUCUUUGGCCGAUUCCUGGGAUGAAUGCAAGUCUUGCCUGGAAAAUAACUGCAUGAGAAUUCAUACAACCUGUCAACCUAGUUGGUCCUCUGUGAAAAAUAAGAUUGAACGGUUUUUCAGGAAGAUAUAUCAAUUUCUAUUUCCUUUUCAAGAAGAUAAUGAAAAAGAUCUUCCCAUCAGUGAAAAGCUCAUUGAGGAAGAUGCACAACUGAUGCAAAUGGAGGAUGUGUUCAGCCAGUUGACUGUGAAUGUGAAUUCUCUCUUUAAUAGGAGUUUUAACGUCUUCAAACAGAUGCAGCAAGAAUUUGACCAGACUUUUCAAUCACAUUUCAUAUCAGAUACAGAGCUAACUGAGCCUUACUUUUUUCCGGCUUUACCUAAAGAGACAAUGACAAAAGCAGAUCUUGAGCAACCUUGGGACAUUCACAACUUCUUCCAGCUGUUUUGUAAUUUCAGUCUUUCUGUUUAUGAAAGUGUCAGUGAAACAAUUACUGAGACACUGAAGGCAAUAGAUUUACCAAAACAAGACAAAGCCCCUGACAACGGAGGCCUGAUUUCAAAGAUGGUACCUGGGCAGGACAGAGGACUGUGUGGGGAACUUGGCCAGAAUUUGUCCGGAUGUUUCAAAUUUCAUGAAAAAUGCCAAAAAUGUCAGGCUCACCUGUCUGAAGACUGUCCUCACAUACCUGAUCUGCACACGGAAUUAGACGAGGCCAUCAGGCUGGUCAACAUAUCCAAUCAGCAGUAUGGCCAGAUUCUCCAGGUGACCCGGAAGCACUUGGAGGACACUGCCUAUCUGGUGGAGAAGAUGAGAGGGCAAUUUGGCUGGGUAUCCGAACUGGCAGACCAGACUCCAGAAACGGAGAUCAUCUUUAAUUCAAUACAGGUAAAGGCAGUUCCAAGAUUUCAUGAAGGAAGUAUUUCCAAACAAGAUGAAACAAUGAUGACAGACGUAAGCAUUCUUCCUUCCUCUAAUUUCACACUCAAGAUCCCUCUUGAAGAAAGUGCUGAGAGUUCUACCUUCAUUGGCUACGUAGUGGCAAAAGCUCUACAGCAUUUUAAGGAACAUCUUAAAACUUGAUUCGCUCUGUUGUCCAUGCUGGAAUGCAGUGGCGUGAUCUUGGUUCACUGCAACCUCCACCUCCCAGGUUCAAGCGAUUCUCAUGCCUCAACCUCCAAAGUAUCUGGGACUACUGGCAUGUGCCACCACACUUGGCUAAUUUUUGUAUUUUUUAAUAGAGAUGUGGUUUUGCCAUGUUGGCCAGGCUGGUCUCAAACUCCUGGCCUCAAGUGAUCCUUUUGCCUUGGCCCCCAAGUGCUGGGAUUACAGGCGUGAGCCACUGUGCCCAGCCUGACAUUUCAAUUUUUACAAUCUUCAGUAAUCAAUGAAAAUUUUUAUCUUAUUGUUAUAAUUUUUAUGGUUUUCUAUGCAUGAGAAUAAACAUUUUCCAAGUUUGUUUA